AUGACCACAUCAACACAACAAUCUUCUUCAUCAACAACAACACUGGCAGCAACAUCUGUCCAAGCGUCCGCAUCAGUAGUGGCAGCAGCCGCUGCAACAAGCAAUAGCAACAUAAAUACAACAGGAGCGUCCACAAGUUCUAAUGGAUUAAAUAAUAUUGGCAACAUUGGUGGCACAAGUACCACUGCAACAACAGGUGCACCACCUCCCCUGUAUGAUGGUCCAUCCAGUAGUAAAAAUAGUCUUGUCGCUAAUGAAACUUUAGCUGUGCGUAAUUUGAAUUCACCGCUAUCGACAACAUCGGUGUCUUCGACAUUGUCGACGACACCCACAACAACAUCGGCUGCAUCAUCGUUGACCUCUUCGACAAGUUUUUCAUUGGGUUAUGGAGGCAGUGGUAAUGGUGGCCCAAAAUCAGAUUCAGCUGUUGCCUCGUCGUCGAAUAAUGUAACAAUGCCAACACAACACCAGGUAAUUGAGGGUGCCGCUAGCGUAAGUGUAGCUGGCAUUGUUGAUAGCAAUACAAUGCUGUCGGAUGCAUAUCAUCAUCAGCAAAUGCAACUGCAGUUGCAACAGCAGUUUGAGCAGCAUUAUCAAAUUCAAAGCUAUUAUCAAUCCCAACACCAGCAACAGCAGCAAUCAAAGCAAUAUCAAGGUUAUUAUGAACAAAACAUGUAUUUGCAGCAACAACAGCAGCAACAUCAGUCUCAAUCCCAGCAAAAGCCACCAUUAAUGGGCCAACAACAAAAUCUGUUAAUGUACAGUUCGUCGGAAAUGCACAGACCAGCGAUUCCCGUUGUUACGUAUCAUCACCAACAACAACAACAGCAUAUGCAACAUCAUCCUUCCUCAUCAUCCUCUGCUACCAUGACAGCAUCCAGACAAAGUAUACCGCCACCUCCACCACCACCUCCUCCUCCGCCAACAUCACAGCAGCCGCCACCACAAUCUAUUGUGCUAAUGGCUGCCAAUACAACAACAUCCUGUAUAACACAAUCAAAUGCAGCUGGUACUGCAACAACAACGAUAACAACUACAACAAAAGCUAACAACAACCACUUGUAUACACAACCACAACAACAAUCAAUGAAUUUUGUAAAUGUCCCAAAUGCUGUUGGAAGUGGAGGCGCUGUUGGUGGAGUUAGUGCAGGAAGAGUUGCAGGAUCCAGUGGUUGUGCAGUUUUCAAUGGUGGUAGUGGUAAUACCAUAGCAAUAGAGUUACGAACUUAUAAUCAACAACAACAACAGCAAACACAACAUCAUCAACAAUAUCACAAUAAUUUCAAUCAUCAUCACCAUCUUCAAAAUUCAACAAAUAAUCCAAAUAAUGCUGCUGGCACAGCUUCUUCUACAUCUUCGACAUUGCCAUUACCAUCAACUGCUGCAACACAACAACCAGCCGCUUCUUCUUCGUCAUCUGCAUCCGCAUCGGCGUCAUCAUCAUCUUCUACACCAUCGUCAUCAUCAUCAGCAUCAUUUGUACCGCCAUUAGUUCCACAAACAGCUCCGCCCGCUGUAAAUCUAAUUAUGGCCACUCAUGGCCAACAAAUACCACCACCACCGCCGCCAACAUUGCAAGCUUCUAAGUGGUUGAUAUGUUGGGUGCCCGGACAUAAUCCCUAUUGCAAUUAUGCUUUUAUGUUCAGUUGUUUCGGUCAUGAUCCCCAAAAUAAAUAG
This is a messenger RNA of Musca domestica (house fly), 1677 nucleotides long. Its product is annotated as probable basic-leucine zipper transcription factor Q. The coding region runs from base 1 to 1677 and encodes 558 amino acids. The transcript has 2 exons. NCBI's taxonomy places the organism in Eukaryota, Metazoa, Arthropoda, Insecta, Diptera, Muscidae. The record is from RefSeq and is a predicted model, not a curated record.